This is a messenger RNA of Ictalurus punctatus (channel catfish), 1441 nucleotides long. Its product is annotated as bone morphogenetic protein 5. The coding region runs from base 171 to 842 and encodes 223 amino acids. Gene Ontology annotation, cellular component: extracellular region. Gene Ontology annotation, molecular function: cytokine activity; growth factor activity. Gene Ontology annotation, biological process: BMP signaling pathway; SMAD protein signal transduction. The record is from RefSeq and is a predicted model, not a curated record. NCBI's taxonomy places the organism in Eukaryota, Metazoa, Chordata, Actinopteri, Siluriformes, Ictaluridae. The transcript has 5 exons.
AGAUAAAGUGCAGGUUUCCCAGGCUAUUAGGAACAACAUCUAGUUCCUUCUCUUCAGCACGCUCCUACUGGACAUAUUAGCCCAAGAGAAGAGCAUCUCCUUCUUCAGUGUAGAACCAAGACAAAGCAUAGCCGCAUUUUUCCAAACCGCAGACUCCUUGAUAAGCAGACAUGUCCCUGGUGCUUAUUGUGUCACUUGUGCUGGUCGCUUGUCAUCCAGGAAAAGCGUCCGUCCUCCGCCGUUCGGCAGAAGAACCAGCGGAUGCUCAAGCUUCUCCAGUUAACAGGACAAAUAGAUGCCUGGGAGAUCCACUGCAGAGCGUACGCAAGGUCAUACUGGACUCUCUGAAUCUACGGAACGAGCCUCACGUGUCCGUUCCUGGAAUAGAUCAGAUCCGAGAGCAGUGGAGAACCGUGUUCAAAGGCGCCAGCAACUCAAGCCCCGUCGAGCAACACGCAGCAGACAACACGCCACCACCAUCAUCAUCAUCUUCAUCAUCCAGUUGUGGGAAUUCAACACACCUCCAAUGUUGCAAGUUUGCCUCGCAGGUUUUCAUAAAAGAUCUGGGCUGGGAUAAGUGGAUUAUUUACCCAGAGAGCUUCACCCUCGUCCAGUGCAGUGUGUGCGUCCCACAGAAGAAUCAGCGCUUGUUUGAUUGCACUGAUGAUGACCCCUCGACCCCGGAUCCUCCCUCACAGAAGCCGUGCUGCGAGGCGACCUCCAUCGACACCGUGCCCUUCCUGUACCUGGAUGAAACCAGCAACCUUGUUAUCAGCAUCGUCCCCCUGACCCGUGAGUGCAGCUGCAGCCAUGGUGAUGACGCCCAAGCCCUUCAGCCGUGAUAAACGACACGUCGAGUACAAACACCUCCCCCUACCUCUUUACGUCACACAGGUCUGUCACCGUUACGCACCGAUCGGGACAGCUUCCCGAUCAAAGCAACCCCUUUCGCAUCUUUACUCACAUUUUGAUGCCACCGAAAGCUCUACCAUAAUGGACACUUAAUAUGAAAAUGUUGUAAAAUAAAUAUGAAAUAAAUAUUGUCGAUUUUUUUGUUGUUGUUGCGGAAUAGAAACAAAUGUUAUGAUGUUAAGUAGAUAUUCGUGGUGGUCUUUCACUGAGCGUUCCUGCACAAGGAGACUUUCAAGGUUAAACUGAAAUAAUAACUCUUACUGAAAGUUUUAUUUACAUGAGUAUUUUAUAGCUUCAUAGCUGGAGUCUGGAAAGGGAUUAGAUAGCAGUGACUGGGUGUUCCUUACAAAAAUGUGGGCACUGCAGCAAGCCUAACCAUGCCAGACAUUUCCCAGUCCAGGCCUCUUGGACUAUUUAAACACUAUAAACACGUUAACAUAGCGGAGCUGGCUUUCAACAGUAUAAAAAAAUUAACAAACACACACACACACACACACACACACACACACACACACACACACACAAAAAC